AUGUCGUCUCGCCGUGAUGAAAUACCACCAGAAGUCCUUGCCGGACUCUCCGAGAAGACACGGGCCUGCUUGGACCGCCUGCGGCGUCACACACCCGACUCUCUAGACUUACGCGGUACCCGUGCUCAACGUACCCGCUCUCGCUCUCGCUCUGGUCGUCGAUAUGGAUCCGAUCGCGAACCGACGUGUAGGCCGGACGUAUCGCACACCCGUCGCGCGGCGGUAUUGCUGCUGCUCUUCGAACGCGAGGGGAAGCUGAGGGUGCUGCUCACGACGCGCUCCCAGAAGCUGAGGAGUCAUCCGGGUCAGACGGCGUUGCCCGGGGGAAAGGUGGACGAUACGGACGCUGACGCGGAGCACACAGCACGACGGGAGGCGUUCGAAGAGGUCGGUUUACCCAUCGACAGCCCGCAUGUACACCAUCUCUGCAGGCUGAGGACGUUCCUCUCCGCGUCGCGACUGCAUGUUACGCCUGUAGUCGUCUUCUUGAGCGAUCCUUCGUUACUUGAACAUCUGAACAAGAACGCGGAGGAAGUGGACUGCAUAUUCGACUGGCCUUUCGAGGCGAUCCUCGAUCCGGAGCUCCUGCGCGAGGAGGAGGAGACGCUCGUCCCGAGGGGAAGCGAACAUUGGUUUUACGACAAGGAGUUUCACACAAUCAACGACGUGCCGUUGGACUGGCUGGGCGGAACGCACUACCGCAACCACAGGUUCCGCAGCUCGGCCUCGCCGGUAAAGGGCCUCACCGCAGACAUCCUCAUCGUGGCGGCGCAGAUCGCGUACGACCGCCCGGCGAGCUUCGAGCCGUACGCGCCCGAUCAGCUGUUCGGCGUCGAUGCCGUAUCUUACGUCCAGCAGCCGCAGACCAAGCAGAAGGACAUCGGAGCCUGA
Molecule: messenger RNA, 891 nt
Organism: Punctularia strigosozonata HHB-11173 SS5
Lineage: Eukaryota; Fungi; Basidiomycota; Agaricomycetes; Corticiales; Punctulariaceae
Exons: 5
Coding region: 1-891 (296 amino acids)
Biological process (GO): coenzyme A catabolic process
Molecular function (GO): acetyl-CoA hydrolase activity; coenzyme A diphosphatase activity
Source: RefSeq, a predicted model, not a curated record